This is a messenger RNA of Miscanthus lutarioriparius, 549 nucleotides long. The record is from the annotation of a GenBank genome assembly. Lineage: Eukaryota; Viridiplantae; Streptophyta; Magnoliopsida; Poales; Poaceae.
AUGGACUUCACUCUCAGGUUGCUGCCAUAUUGCAGCAAGGACCAUCUCAAGCUACUACAGUCAAUUGAAAGAGUGCUGCAUGAGGCAAAGGCCAUUGAUGGGGCUUACAAUAUUGCAUUUCAAGAUGAUACUAUGUCUCAGCUUCUUCCGCAUCCUACUACAACUCCUACUGUUGCACAGGCUUCUCAGUUUGCUACCUUGCAGGUCUUGGAACCCCUGGAGGCUGAAGCUCACGCCCUCCUUUUUGGUGCCAAGCUAGCUGCUGCACUCGACCUUCGGAAUGCAGCUUUGUUAACUGGCAAUCAAGUGGUGGCUUCCGCCGUGCUCGCUGGAUCGCCACGUACCCAUCAUGGACAUUGGUCGCUACGACCUAUUAUUGCUGAAACGCAGGACAUCAAGCAAGCAAAAAGCUAUUCUGUGAUCAAGAUUGAUAGACAAAAAAAUAAGAUAGCUGAUGUUUUGGCAAAAAGGGCAAGACGUGCAAGCCUUGUCCUCGUCCCACCCCCGCUCCUCGACCCUACCUACCCUAAUCCCAAGGCAUGGUGCUGA